This is a messenger RNA of Vespula vulgaris, 2130 nucleotides long. RefSeq lists its product as uncharacterized. The transcript has 3 exons. Bases 1229 to 1585 code for a protein of 118 amino acids. The record is from RefSeq and is a predicted model, not a curated record. Lineage: Eukaryota; Metazoa; Arthropoda; Insecta; Hymenoptera; Vespidae.
AUUUUUUGGUUAUUAAGAAAGAACGUUCUCGAGGAGAAAACUUUCCCCUUCUCGGGCUCUCUCUUUCUCUAAGCUCUAGUUCAAUUUUAAUCUAUAUAUUUAUUUGUAUGUUUUCAUAAUAAUGUUUUCUAUAAGUCACAAAUUCAAACAAUGAAUAUGAAGAAGGAAAGAUCUUUAAUUUCACUUGGUUUUUUAUCGUGAUCGAGCGAAAGUCGAUUUAUUUAUUAUCAUUUAUUAAAAACUAUGGAAAAACGAGACGGAAAAGCUCCGAAGAAACGAAGAAAGUAAUUAAAUUUUUUUCUACAUAGAUCGAAGGGAAUAACGACGACUGUGGUAUGGAUAAUUUUGCUCUAAGAAAUUACAUCAUUUUGCUUCGGUAAUAAUGGAAGAAAAAAAGGAAGAGACAUUCACGAUGUUUUGCGAAAGUUUGACAUAGAUGACGUUCAACGAUUCGAAACGUACGAAUUGCCAUGGCUUGGUCUUUUUCUCGAUGAUGAAUGUCUGCCUGAAGAACGAAUUACGUUCAAUCGGAUACCUUCCGAUUCGACUUUCGUAAGCACCGGAGCUAUUCAACUUAUUCUCCAACGGGAGAAAGUUUGCGCCACUGGCUGUGUGCCCACCUGUGUGGAUAUCAGUUUCCUAAUCCGGUGCUACAAAACCUCCCGGAAUCAAAGAAGGAAGAAAAAAAAAACUAGCUCUCUAUACUGACAAAACAAACUCCGAUACAACUUGUGGAAAAAAACAAAUUUAUUCGAGCAUUACUAUCGAAGUCUAUUCAUUUUACGUUUGAUUGAUUUAAUUUAGCAGCUUCAGAGAGAAAGAGAGAGAGAGAGAGAGAGAUCAGAGGAUAUUAUUUUUGUAAUAAUAAAUAUUAAUAUUUUACUUCUAUCAAGUUGUAUUCGCAGUAUUAUGCUAUCGACAAAUAUAGUUUUCUACGUUUGAACAACAUACCGGUAUAUACAUGCAGACGAAUUGAAUUCCGCGUUCAAGUCACUCCCUUUAAAUCAAAUCCUGCAAUGAUCAGUCUUUGGGACAGGUUAUUACGUGGUCCAACACUAUUCUCUAGGUAGGACCAGUUUCACAAAGUUGUUAGCCAUUAGAUGAACGUGAACACACACCGAUCUUAGAAUUUACCGUAUCUUGAUGAACGAGUUACAUGAACAACUUGGUAUAAAAGAAGUGUUAACUUUCCGUGUUCACGUUAGUUCAACGGUACACGUGUCUUAAUAUGAAGCUACUGUUGCUUCUUGGAUUGAUCGUCCUGGUCCUUGGCCAGGAAACAAUUGUUUCUACGAGAUCCAACGACAAUAAGGAAAUAGAACAGCAAGCAACAACGAUACUCCAAGUACAACCAAGCGGCCAAGAAAACGAAGCCAACAAAAAAUUAACGAAGAGAAGUUUUGGUUGGGGUCCUUGGGGAUACGGAGGUGGUUAUGGUGGUUACGGUGGUUAUGGUGGUUACGGUUGGCCUUGGUAUGGUGGGUGGGGUGGUGGAUGGUAUGGUGGUUGGUACCCUGGCUGGCCUUGGUGGUACGGUGGUUAUGGAGGUUGGUAUGGUCAUGGUGGAUGGUACAAAAAAUGGUAAUCUAUGAAACGUAAACAGAUUAUCAUUUAGUAUACGUGCGUCAUCAUUAGUGAUAUCUAGCUAUCGAAGAGAAGUUUAGUUCGUAAUCACGAUUACAUUUUUAACGAAAGGAAAUUAAUUAGAAGAUCAAGUUGAUCGAAAAUAAGUAGAAACGACGAUCCUUUAGUUAAAUUUUAACACGUAAAGUUGGCUAGCGAAUAAGUUCAAUAUCAUUGCUCACGCAUCAUCAUGUUUAUAUAUAUAUAGAUACAUAUGUCAACUAAUUCAUUUAUAUAUCGCAUGCUGACUAAAUGAAUAAAAUAUGAAUUCAUAGAAAUAAUCGAUAUAACUAUAAACUUUUUCAUACACACCUUCAAUCGUUUCCUCAAGUAAGUUGUCAGUAUUUCCUCGCAUAUUGUUAAGUUUUCAUUAGUAUCCUAAAAAAUAUAUAUAUAAAAUAAUUUUUAUUUUUUACUUAUAUAUUUUUUGUUUAAUUAUAUAAAAUUCUAUUUUACAAUUACAUUAAAUAUUAACCUUUAACAUAUUCGUAAGCUCCUGGAUCUUUU